UUGUCUUCUUCUUAUUAGCUAGUGCUGUUGAUAAUAUAGCCAUGUCAAGAGAUCCUCUAGUUGUUGGCAAUAUCGUCGGUGAUGUUCUCGAUCCAUUUAGUAGGACGGCUACAAUGAGACUGAUCUAUAACAAUAAGGAUGUUACAAAUGGCUCAGAUCUCAAGCCGUCGAUGGUGGUAAAGGAGCCUCGGGUUGAGAUUUCAGGACGCGACAUCAGGACAUUUUAUACGCUUGUGAUGAUAGAUCCUGAUGCUCCAAGCCCAAGCAAUCCAACCAAAAGAGAGCACCUGCACUGGUUGGUGACAGAUAUCCCAGAAACAACAAAUGCAAGUUUUGGAAACGAAGUUGUAUGCUAUGAGAGCCCAAAGCCAACAGCAGGAAUCCAUAGAAUUGUCUUUGUGUUAUUCAAACAGUCCGUUAGACAAACAAUUGAUGCACCUGGAUGGCGACAGAACUUCAAUACUAGAGACUUUGCCCAGCUUUACAGUCUCGGCUCACCUGUGGCUGCCAUGUACUUCAACUGCCAGAGGGAGAACGGUUGUGGUGGCAGAAGGUAUGUUGCCAGUGGAUGGAUUUGACUGAUCAUCACCAUCAUCUGUCAAGAACAAGCCAAUUUACAGCUCCAGUUACUGGGAUUAUAAGCAGUCUCAACUCUCAAGUGUAUAUUUCUCUCUCUCUCUCUCUCUCUCUCUCUCUCUCUCAGCUCGAUCAGCUUCUAGUGAUCCUUUAUGAAGUGUA
Molecule: messenger RNA, 738 nt
Organism: Dendrobium catenatum
Lineage: Eukaryota; Viridiplantae; Streptophyta; Magnoliopsida; Asparagales; Orchidaceae
Product: protein FLOWERING LOCUS T-like
Exons: 4
Coding region: 42-578 (178 amino acids)
Source: RefSeq, a predicted model, not a curated record